AUGGGCAAUUUCGACCACAAUGCCGUGAUUCGCGGCUUUCAGCUCACGGUUGUUGCAACCGUCCGCGCAUUGCGGAAUCCUGACUUAUUCAAAUAUGAUCACUUCCGACAGGCUGCAUUUGCAGUUGCAGUCGGAGUGGCUGUCGAGCUUCUUAUUCAGAUUCCAAUUAUCGGACUCAAGUUCAUCCUCUGGUUCCUCUCAUGGAUCAUCGAUCUCGAAAGCGUGACUUGGGAUGACUCCCUCAUUGAUGCCCUGGAAUUCCUCUCCAAGUCUGUUCUUCAGGUUCCUUUCUUGAUUAUGUCGCUGAUGCGAUACAUCACCCCUACACUCGAUGAGAUCUUCAUGGAGUCAUUGAAAUGGGUGGACUCUACCUACGUCGACAAACACAAGGCGGAGGACCCCAACACUCUGCGUGCCAUGUACUAUCCUAACCUCUCACUGUACUCAACCACCGAUGGCAAGGUCAAGUCCACUGAGCCGAAGAAGCCGGCCAAGGAAAGAAUUUUUCUAUUCCUUCGGAGGUCUGGCCAAAGAGCCGCCUUGCUUCUGGGCGUGUCUAUCCUGUCACUUGUACCCGUCGUCGGACGGUUUGCGACGCCCGCUGCCUCGUUCUAUGCCUUUAAGGGUGUCGUGGGAACUACCCCUGCCGCCGUCGUCUUCGGAGCGGGCUUGGUUUUCCCGAAAAGCUAUGUCGUUUCCUUCCUGCACAGCUUUUAUGCGUCCCGCACUCUUAUGCGCGAGAUGCUCGAUCCCUACUUCAGCCGCGUUCCUUUCACCCGUGAGCAGAGAGCACGUUGGUUUGCCGAUCGCGAGGGCGUCCUCUUUGGGUUUGCCUUUGCUUUUACCGUUGUGUUGAAGACUCCCUUCAUCGGGGUUCUUCUGUAUGGUGUGGCACAAGCAGCCACGGCGUAUCUCGUCACUAAGGUCACGGACCCUCCGCCGAGCCCUGCCGAGAAGGAGGGAUUCGCUGAGACCCAGGUGACCUGGAAGAAUAAGCAUGAGUUCCUGCGGCUGUCGUUGGAUAAUAUCGACCAGCUCAAUAAAGCGCAGGAGGAGGAAAAGCCCAGUGCGCCCGAGGGCCCUGGCCGGAAGUUCGCCUGAUGUCAGGAAGUUGAGGGAGACCUAGAGAGAGACCUAGAGGGAGCGUGGCUUCCAACCUACAAAAGUUGAUUAUGGUAACCAUUCGGGAACGUAUUCUCAGGUGUUCUGGACAUUGCACGCUGUGUUCUGUUUAUUGGGCUUCGGUAUAUUGUUAUCAUAGACAGAAAUAAAAUGGAGCCAUCCUUCCCGCUGAU
This is a messenger RNA of Aspergillus ibericus CBS 121593, 1295 nucleotides long. RefSeq names its product transmembrane protein UsgS (gene usgS). The record is from RefSeq and is a predicted model, not a curated record. The coding region runs from base 1 to 1101 and encodes 366 amino acids. The transcript is spliced from 5 exons. Lineage: Eukaryota; Fungi; Ascomycota; Eurotiomycetes; Eurotiales; Aspergillaceae.